AUGGAAAUUAGUUGUUGUUUGUGUCUCGAAGGAACUCGAAUAAUUCUUGAGGAUGAUUCGGGUGGUGAAGAUGAAGGUAGUAAUUAUAAAUGUUGUCAGGGCGAUGUUCAUGUCAAGGUUUGCUUUGAUUUUUCAAAUUUUCUUCAUCAAAUGUUUAUUUCAGCGUGCCUGUUUCUAUGUUGCGAUUUCGGCAUUAAUUGUCUGCUUAUUUUCAACAGUUUGUAUGUUAUUUGGUGUUUAUACGGUCAAUUUAUGGCUCGAUAUUUUUUUGAUCAUCAUAAAUACGGUUGUGGCAAUUAUCAUGAUGUUUGGUUUAUACUAUGAUAAAGCAGCUUUACUAGUCCCUUUCAUAAUUUCUGAGGUAGGGCAAGUUUAUUUUUAUUUGCAAAGUAUUCAAUCAAAAAAAAAAUUUCAGAUAACUCAAUGUGUUUUAUUUUUUAUUCUUGCUAAUUAUGUGCUUUAUUAUACAAUAGUUAUUAAAAGGCAGCGAUUUUAUCAGAAAUUCGGUGAGUAUUCAACAAUAUUCUUUUUAGUUUUCCAUUUAAUUCAAAAAUUUCAAAACUUUGUUCAGAUCAAAUGCUGAUGGUGAUAUCAAUAUAUUUGGGAAUAAUAGUUUGUAUAGGUGCAAUUUGGGCGGCUACAAAAUGUUAUCAUUAUUUACGACAAAAGGCUGAAGGUUUAUAUCCGGAUACUGGAGGAAGAUGUAUGUGGGAAUAG
Messenger RNA from Caenorhabditis angaria, 717 nucleotides. The record is from the annotation of a GenBank genome assembly. NCBI's taxonomy places the organism in Eukaryota, Metazoa, Nematoda, Chromadorea, Rhabditida, Rhabditidae.